AUGACACCUGAAGAAAUCGCUUUUGAAGAGGCUGCCAAAGCUUCUAUCACUUUGGAUCAACGACUAAACCUGGGUACUUUUAUUCUUGCAGCUGCCACUGAUACUCUAUUAUGCGGAGUGAUGAUCAUUCAAUCCAUUGAAUAUUGGACUUACUCGCAGGAUGAUAGGAAAUUCAACAAAGCGAGUGUGCUCAUCACGACCACGUCAAGUUUGGGCGCCACGAUCUUCAUCAUUGUUCUGAUGUUCAAAUUGUUCGUAUAUAAUUUCGGUCAAUAUACCCCCUUUGCUGCUAUCCCAGACUUGACAUAUAUGUGUAUAUUCGAUAUCAUACCUUCGACUGCUACUCAGUUAUUCUUCACUUAUCGUGCAUACAAAUUGACUGGAAGAUCCAAGAUUUUAGCUUUAGUCAUUAUCGGUAUGAUUCUCGUAUCUGUGGCGGGUGCGAUCGGAUUCCCAAUUACUCAAGAAAUGUAUCAUCGAAACAAAUCUGAUGCUGUUUUACAAUCGAAAAUUGCUUUAACAUACUGUUGGCUUAGUGGUGCAUUGGGUGCAGACGUCUUAAUUACCAUCUCAAUCAUGUGGGGUCUAUGGAGAUCGAAGACUGGUUGGAAAGAAACUGAUAAGACUGUAAAGAGGCUUAUAAGAGUUAUGGUUGAAACUCAACUUCCUCCGACUAUUUUAUUGAUAGUUUUCUUCGUCUUCGUCUUCGGUUUCCCUGAUUUUUACCUCGAUAUAUAUCCUCUAUGGGUACAAUCGAAAUUCUACACCUGUGGACUUUUAGCUUCGUUGAAUAGUAGAUAUUCAUUGAGAAGAGCAAUCGCCAAUGGUUCUUCUUCAGGAAGGAUCCAAUCGAAACCACCUGUCGUACAUGUUUUGACAGAAACUUAUGUUCAGAGCGAUGGACAACAUGGAACAUCCACCAAGAAUCAACCCAAACCACGUUACUUGAACGAGAACGAUCAUUUCUCGCCUCGUCGACAACCUGCUAAAGACCCUUUGGAACUCGAUGACGACUCGAUCGAAUUGGACGUUAUACCUACUUUGGAUGAUCAUGCAGAGCAACUCCAACAAGGUACCGCCGAUCUCGAAUUUGAAAGAGACAGGGAUUCUAGUCAUAAGAUGGAUUAUAUGGAUAAUUCAAGUAGAACGGGAUUAACUGAUAGAAGGAAAUAA
Messenger RNA from Kwoniella botswanensis, 1173 nucleotides. RefSeq lists its product as uncharacterized. Lineage: Eukaryota; Fungi; Basidiomycota; Tremellomycetes; Tremellales; Cryptococcaceae. The coding region runs from base 1 to 1173 and encodes 390 amino acids. The transcript has 12 exons. The record is from RefSeq and is a predicted model, not a curated record.